Messenger RNA from Sporothrix brasiliensis 5110, 606 nucleotides. Its product is annotated as spore germination protein. The transcript has 2 exons. Bases 1 to 606 code for a protein of 201 amino acids. The record is from RefSeq and is a predicted model, not a curated record. Lineage: Eukaryota; Fungi; Ascomycota; Sordariomycetes; Ophiostomatales; Ophiostomataceae.
AUGCACACUCCUACUCUCGCUCAGCUGGUCCUUGGUGGCCUGGCUGCUACGUCUGCCGUGUACGGUUUCCAGCCCUCCAGCGGUGUGAAGGCUUUGUCUGCCCGCAAUGUCGCCUCGCUCAUCGCCCUCGCCGCUCCGGCCAUGGCCGUCCCGAUGGUGAAGGAGAUCGACACUCGCGAGCCGCACCACGCCGGAAAGAAGACCGGCAAGCAUGCCCGUGACGAACAUGAGGACGUCGAGACCCGCGAGCCUCAUCACGCUGGCAAGAAGACCGGCAAGCACGCCCGUGAUGAGGUCGAGGCCCGCGAGCCCCAUCAUGCCGGCAAGAAGACUGGCAAGCAUGCUCGUGAUGAGGUUGAGGCUCGUGAGCCUCACCACGCUGGCAAGAAGACUGGCAAACAUGCUCGUGAUGAGGUUGAGGCUCGUGAUGAGGUCGAGACCCGUGAGCCUCACCACGCUGGCAAGAAGACUGGCAAGCACGCUCGUGAUGAGGUCGAGACCCGUGAACCUCACCAUGCUGGUAAGAAGACUGGCAAGCAUGCUCGUGAUGAGGUUGAGGCUCGUGAACCCCAUCACGCUGGCAAGAAGACUGGCAAGCACAACUAG